Messenger RNA from Oreochromis niloticus (Nile tilapia), 4093 nucleotides. Its product is annotated as poliovirus receptor. Bases 167 to 1483 code for a protein of 438 amino acids. The transcript is spliced from 8 exons. The record is from RefSeq and is a predicted model, not a curated record. Gene Ontology annotation, cellular component: adherens junction. Gene Ontology annotation, biological process: homophilic cell-cell adhesion; heterophilic cell-cell adhesion. Lineage: Eukaryota; Metazoa; Chordata; Actinopteri; Cichliformes; Cichlidae.
UGUCACUAUGCUCAGCCAUUUUCAGCCCGCCUACUUUUUUCUUUCUUUGCUAGACUCCCAAGAGAAUCAUCGGUCCUGUUUUAUUCUAACAAUUUUGGGCUGUGGACUUUUUUCUCCCGGAAGUUGGAAUGUGUAAAUAUGAUUAGUGGACAGCAAUGAUUAGCGGAUGGAUGGAGCUGCUUCCUUUUGUGGCAGUUUCUGCCACAAUAUACCGUCCAUAUGUGACUCUGCGCUACUACGUGUCCUUCUCGUGACGUUGUCUCUUCUAUGUGCUGAUGUAGAAGCUCUCCAGGUGAUUGGUGGAAGUGUGACAGUGGAACAAGGAAGUACCGCUAUCUUAUCGUGCUAUGUCAUUGAUACCAAUGAUGACCUGACACAGAUUACCUGGCAGAGGAAGACGAGAGAAAAACCUCACAAUGACAAUUUCCUCACUAUCUUACCCAGAGAGGGAGCGCAGUUUGUCAAUGGAGAUGAUGAUCGAUUUAAAUAUAUCGGGAAUUUUAACAACAAAAAUGGAACUCUCCAGUUAUCCAAUGUUGCCCUGAAGGAUGAAGGCAGAUACACGUGCAUCUUCACCUUGUUUCCCAGUGGAAAUCAAAAGACUGAGAUACCUCUAAACUUGCUUGUGCCUCCUUUCACAAACAUCAAGGACAAGCUUCCCACUUUGGGCACUGGAGAGGUUUUAUUUGCUACCUGCACGGCUGCUGGUUCGAAGCCUCCUGCAGAGGUGAGGUGGCUCACUGGUGCUUUGGGAGAAAAUGUGAGGACAACAACAAACUCCACACAGCAUAACAACGGUACGACUACCACAGUCAGCUCUCUGUUUGGUGUGCCUAUGAGAGAGAUUGAUGGUCACCAGGUCCAGUGUGUCAUCAGCGGUGACUCCCUGUCUAAAGAAGAAACUCUGCCCUUCACCAUACAGGUCUACUUUUCUCCCACAGAAGUGAACAUUACGGUGAUUUCAGAGGACUCGUUCGAGUGUGUGACAGAAGCCAAACCAAAUGCAAACUUUACCUGGAGCAGAUCUGGCCAGACUUUGCUGGAGUCUUCUGUCAAAGUAGACGGUGCAAAGCUACAACUGCUGAGCCUGACCUCUGAUCUAAAUGGCCUCUAUCAGUGUGAAGCAUCUAACACAUAUGGGAGUAAGCGUGGUCAGCUCUAUGUGCAUGUGGCAUCAGGAGCGUGCUCUGCUGCAUGGGCCUUACUUGGUGUUUUGAUUUUUCUGACCAUCGUUGGGGCUGCAGUAUGGUACUUUUAUACACAUGAAGAUCAAAGCUCUAUUGCAGUGGUGUUGGAGGGAUUUUUAAUUAAUGUCCCAAAAAUUCCAGGCAUAGGUUUAGACUUUUUUGGCGGCGUGUCCCAACAAAUCAACCAGCUGGUGACAGCGCAGCGCAGCAAGAACACCAUCAGAUGGAGCAAUCUCCCUGACAGCUGUGGAAGCAAAGGAUGGACUAUAUCUGGACUGAAAGCUCGACCAACAUGACAUUCUCAAGUCAGCUGGUAAAUGAACAGAUGGAGAACCAGUGGACAUAAUUGGUGUUCGUUUAUCUCUCUGCCCCCUUUUUGUUUAUCAUCUCUUAGUUUUUAAUGAAGUUUAUUUAUAGCUUUCUUGUCACUACCACAGCAUUUAGGGUGUACAUACCAGCUCUGGCUAAUAUGAGUGGCAGUUUUUCUGUGACUGUUAACAGAAGGUGACUGUUCUUUCUGUUCUUCAUCUCCUGAUAACACAAGCCGUUAAGCUACUGAGGAUAUCAACCCACAGGGCUUCUUUUUAAAAUAAUGUUAUCAGUGUUAUCAGUACACCGCAGAGACCAUAAGGUUCAGACAGCACAAACAGUCAAGCGAAGCACACCGUCUGAAUACCUUGUAAUUCCAACCAGUAAGAUUACCACAUAGUAUAUAAUACUUGAGUAAUACAGCCCCACCCUUGUUUGUACAUGGGGGCGAAAGCAGAUGUUUUGCUCGGAUAACCGAACAGAAAGCAUCAUACAAGGAAAUUUGAAAGAGAAAAAAAAAAUCUUUAAAAAGGUUAUAAUGAGACUUUGUUACUGUGUUGAAUCAUAGGGUUUUUGUUUGUUUUUUAAAAAUAAUUUUAAGAAAAUUAAAGGUCUUCACCCUGCUGAAAUCUUUUCAUUUAACUGUAAAAAGUAAUACGUUGCAGCAUUUUCCAGGAGAGUGCAGCUUUCCUGGAAAAUGAAAGCUACACUUUCGUUUUCCAGGAAAGCUGGAAAAUUUGGUUUCUCUCAUUAAUCAUUAAUCGUAAUCGGUGUAUUUGCUUAGAUUGGAUGCUGCAGUCUUUGUGAUCUGUCUCAUGUUUCCUGUUUUACUUUGACAGUCCCUGUCCUGUGUAAAUGUUUUCAGUUUUGCUCCCCCUUCGUCUCGUCAUGUUUGAUUACUCCCAGCUGUGCUCUCCUCCUUUGUCCCAUUCCCUCGUUAUCCCUCUGCGUAUUUAAGCCCUGUGUUUUCCUUGUUCUGUGUCGUGUUGUACCCUCAGUGUGCUGUGUUUUCCUCUCUCUGUUUCUGGUAGCGUUUCAGUUCUCUGUUCACAGUUUUGUUUCCUAGUUCCCUGGUUUUUCUAGUUAGUGCUUUGUGCUUUGAGUUUCUAGUUUUAGUUUCCUUGAAUUCAUAUUCAAGUUUCCAGCAAUAAAGCUGCUGCCUUUAGUUUGUCAUUCAGUCUCCAGCAUUUGAGUCCUACCUCCUGCCUGCCACACAGCACACCUUGACAACGUAUUGUUAUUAGUUUGCCCUUUGAUGUUAUCUUUCUAUUUUUCUUAUCUUCACUUCCUGUCAUAAAGUGCAGUGUGAGGAAUGAUUUAAAAAAGGAACUGUUAAGCGAAGUAAACAGUUAAAUUCAGGCACAGAUCCAAAGUAAGCAUAGGGUUAUUGAUACAGAAGUAAAAGCAAAGAUUUGUCCAGGUGUAGGAAAGAAGUAUCCCCUACAUCCCCCUUCAUGAAUCACCACCUUAUCACGGUGAAGGGGUUUGCGUGCCCUUCUGAUCCCAGGAGCUAUGUUGUCGGGGACAGUUUGUCCCUGGUAGGGUCUCCCAAGGCAAAUUGGUCAUGGGUAAAGGGCCAGACCAAGUGUGAUUCUAAAGAGUUCGAUGAUGAGAAGUUACUUGACAGAAUCUUGGUUACCAGGGCCCCUUCAUAAGGCCAAGCUUAGUCAAGGGGCUUUUUAUUAAAAACCUAUUAUUCAUGGGUCCUGGCUGACCCCAGUUACUCCAGUGAACCCAUCACCUGCUGGAGGGGCCAUAGUGGUCCAGUGUUAUGUGGAUCGGGGGCUAAAACUGGUUUGUGAUAUACGGUGAUAAUCAAGUGUUUCUUUUUGAGCAGUGUACAUUGUUGGCUAUCAUACAUAAUGAGAUGGAAAGGUUUUCUAAAAUGUCCACUCAGGCAAAACAAGCUUUGUUAACUCCAGCUGCUGUAGGUGGAGAGCAGUGACCAGUGUAUAAAGUCACACUUCAUACAUGGAUUUAUUAAAUUUACUGCUAAUUAUUAAACAUUCAUUGUUUUAUGGUUUGAUUUUUUCCCCACCAGAUUGGUCACUGACUGAAAUAUUAUGUUAUAGAUUAGAAGGUGGGUAUUUUGUUAGUGUAAUGCCAAGUUUUAAUUUUUUUUAAUGAAGUUCCAUGUUUUCAUUAGUUAAGUGCAUAUUCUAAAUUAUUAUAAUUAAAUUCUGAGGGUUUUUUUUUUUUUAAUGUUCUAGUCUUGUUGACUCACAGUUUCUAUUGUCUCAGUGGUCAUGAUGGUACUUAUGUAGAUGUUUGAGUAUAAAACUUUACUUACAAUGUUUACAGUUUUAAACCAGUCAAGCAGACAUGUCAGCACUGCAGGUAUUAAUAAUAGCUAUUAAAACAAUACCUCUUUUUAUACUUUUUAGAAAGGUAUUCUGGUACUGCCUUAAGUUUUUGUUUUGGCUGCUUCACUUUUGUAAAAGGUUAAUUAGCAUAUUUAACAGCUGUUUAUAAACAAGCUUCUAAAGUCAUGUCAGUGAAACCCUCUGAUCAUCUGUUUUAUGUUGAAUUCAUUUGUGAACUACGAGUAUACAAACUUAAGACAGAAAGCAAAGUCAGCAAAAACAGAAUUUAUGAAA